GCAAUGUUUUGUAAUCUAUGCAGUGCUGAGGAAAUAGGUGCUAUCAGCUAUGGCUAACAACGUUGUUGCUGUUGUUAAGGUAGCAACUCUUCCUCUUCCUUCAUUAUCCAUAAAACACAAUGCUUUCACUUUCCGCCAUAAGAUUAAGAGCCAAAAACGUAGACUUCAUCUGAAUUUUUCUCAAACCAAUUACACAACAACCUCCUCCUCUUGUUCCUUCUCAUCUUCGCCCCUUAAAAACAAAGGUAGUAGUUGCUUUGUUGUGGCGUGUCUUCCUUCUCCUUCUGAAUCCUCAAACUUAUCUUCUUCUACUACACCCUCUUCUUCAACUAAGCUCUAUGUUAGUGGAUUAUCAUUCCGUACAACUGAAGAGAGCUUGCGGAAUGCAUUUAAGAAUUUUGGUCAACUUGUGGAAGUCAAUCUGGUGAUGGAUAAAAUUGCAAAUAGACCAAGAGGGUUUGCUUUUCUUCGUUAUGCAGCUGAAGAAGAGUCUAGGAAAGCGAUUGAGGGAAUGCAUGGAAAGUUCUUGGAUGGUAGGGUCAUAUUUGUGGAAGUUGCUAAACCAAGAUCAGAGCUACGGCAAAGAUUUAAGCAAGACACUAGAUUGUAAUGAAAGCCCAAAGGACACAUUAGCCAUGUGUUCAUUGUGGUGUGCUAUAAUCACAUUUUAGUAUUGGAUUAAACAUCUACAGUUAUUGUGUUUGACACUAUAUGCAAGGUUCCCUACUUGAUGAAACUUUCUUUUGGGUCCUUUCUUUUCAUUCACCCCGUUCCACCCUCAACAUUCGGCAAUGGAACUCAUUCAAGCACUGUAACAUGACUGCCAUUGCAUUAUUCUGCAUGCAUUUGUCAUGCUUGUGCCAUACGUGUCUAAUGUACUUAUUGACAAUGUUAUAUAAAUGCCAAUGGCGUGUACUGAAGUAAUUGUUAAC
This is a messenger RNA of Abrus precatorius (Indian licorice), 932 nucleotides long. RefSeq names its product organelle RRM domain-containing protein 6, chloroplastic. Gene Ontology annotation, molecular function: RNA binding. Gene Ontology annotation, biological process: cytidine to uridine editing; chloroplast mRNA modification. The transcript has 4 exons. Lineage: Eukaryota; Viridiplantae; Streptophyta; Magnoliopsida; Fabales; Fabaceae. Bases 50 to 610 code for a protein of 186 amino acids. The record is from RefSeq and is a predicted model, not a curated record. Gene Ontology annotation, cellular component: chloroplast.